AUGUCUGGUCGUGGAAAAGGAGGGAAAGGCUUAGGGAAGGGUGGUGCUAAGAGGCACCGUAAAGUCCUUCGCGACAACAUCCAGGGCAUCACGAAGCCUGCCAUUCGCCGCUUGGCUCGUCGUGGGGGAGUGAAGCGGAUUUCCGGGCUCAUCUAUGAAGAGACCCGAGGAGUCUUAAAGGUCUUUUUGGAGAACGUUAUCCGGGAUGCGGUUACCUACACUGAGCAUGCCAAGAGGAAGACGGUGACUGCUAUGGACGUCGUUUAUGCUUUGAAACGCCAAGGUCGCACCUUGUACGGUUUUGGUGGUUAAAAGGCUACAUUUCCACUGCUGACAAAAGCAAUCCAAAGGCCCUUUUUAGGGCCACCCACGCAGUC
Messenger RNA from Notechis scutatus (mainland tiger snake), 377 nucleotides. RefSeq names its product histone H4. Gene Ontology annotation, molecular function: DNA binding; protein heterodimerization activity; structural constituent of chromatin. The record is from RefSeq and is a predicted model, not a curated record. Gene Ontology annotation, cellular component: nucleosome. NCBI's taxonomy places the organism in Eukaryota, Metazoa, Chordata, Lepidosauria, Squamata, Elapidae.